Messenger RNA from Blastomyces dermatitidis ER-3, 2705 nucleotides. Its product is annotated as RTA1 domain-containing protein. The coding region runs from base 1611 to 2594 and encodes 327 amino acids. Lineage: Eukaryota; Fungi; Ascomycota; Eurotiomycetes; Onygenales; Ajellomycetaceae. The record is from RefSeq and is a predicted model, not a curated record. Gene Ontology annotation, cellular component: membrane. The transcript has 5 exons.
GGGGAUAGUCGUAUGGCGUAUCGUUAUACCAUUGCUCCAACUGCAAUCAAACUUAUUGACCAGCACGACCAGAAUGAGAAAAUCCAACGGUACCUAGGUAGGAUUUGAACAUGACCUCCCAUCAGCUAUACGCGAGACCAUACACCAAAAUAUAUCGUUGUUAUGCAGGUGUGGACCACACCUUAAUUUGGCGACCAGGCUUCGGAGCGGGUUUUGGCUCAUACUUCCAAGCCCAAGGGGAGGUAAUUGCUGUCAACGGACCCGAGUCAACGGACCAGAUGGCAAUUUGAGCAGUGCCAGCUCCUGUCACCAUUCAAACAUAGCCUUGCCCAGGGCCGCGACGGCCAGUCACAAACGCAAUAUCCAGGAAAGACAGCAGGAGAGAAUGCCACAAGGAAUGCAAACCAUACUUCUAGGCACGCCUUAGCUUUGUCUGGGGCAGUGUACACCAAACUGUGUUUUUCCACAAGGUUCGCAAACACGAAAAGUGAAGGAAUGACUUAGGAAAGAAUUGGCGAUGCGCCAUCCAACGAAUUGAAUGUGACCAAUACCGUGAAAAAUACUCAAAGUAUCCCGCCUGCGCUCUUCCCAGCGAAGGAUGGAUGCAUCUACUCCCCCUGUGGUUCAAUGUAUCCGGUGCCGGAAAGAUAUUCCUUAAAAAUCAGGCCUAAAACCCCGGUCCAGUAGAACACACUCUAUUUGGUCCUGAUGGUGAAUGUGGUGAUGCUGGAGAAUCCAUGCAGAACAAGAGGAUUCAUUUGUCCCGUUUCUCAAGAGGAACGAUGAACGAUGAACUUUUGAAGUUAUCCCAGUGAGCCUGGGAAAGCAUAUUUAGAACCGCUGCCCGUGGCUGUGUGAAGUCCAACCACAGAUCAAGCUUGUGUGUGUUGCUCUGAGAGUUGGUUGUUAGAUCUUGUUACAACGGUAGCGUCGUGUGAGGGCUAUCGCAUCGUGUGGAGAAGUGUUUCUGAGUCGUGCCUUUCUUUGCCUGUACAACAGAGUUGCUAGCCUCGGUUUAUGGUUUGAGCGCGUUUAUCUCGUAUUUCGUAUCGCGUAAGUUACGAAAUAGUCUUUCUUGGCUGAUGGAUAACUUACACCAAGAAGAUCCUGAGAAUAUGGCCGGGGUGCCAUUGGGGAAUGCGGGCUCAUAUCAUGGAUGGGAUGGGAUGGGUCUCUUUGAUAUCGGCCACUUUGUCGGACUGUCAGCCUGGCAAGGAGUCCCGCCGCCGCUCGUAUUACUAUUAUUGGCUGCUUGACCACUCGCGAGUGAGGCGUAACUAAACGAAAUUCUACCGAAUGCGGCUAGUGCAUUCCGACCUGCCGAUGUUGAUAUAUGGGAUCGAUCUAUACAGAGUACGAUCGACGAGCUUCAAUUGCGCUUCAGAAUAGGAGUAUAUAAUAUUUUGAAAAAGCAGCUAUGGCGCACACUUUCUUCUGGAUUAAUACUCUGUGUCCAGAGCAUCUAUUUCGUGUCCUUACUGUGCAGGCCAUACUGUCAGUCAUCUUAAUGCUUAGACCAACCUUGCUUCUUGUUCCAGUGUUUACUUCCAUUUCUCAUCAUUUAAUUUUUGGAUAAUCGAAGGAUUUUAUUUAUUUAUUUCCUUUUUGCGAUGGGCGGACCUGGCACUGAGGGUUUUAGUUUCUUCCAGUACAAGCCAGUAAAGGGAGCCUCCGCAGUUUUUGCGGUUCUUUGGCUUGUUUCGGGCGUUCUGCAUCUAUGGCAAAAUAACUUGAGAUAUAAAACGUGGCGGAUGGGCAUGCUGCUUCCAUGGGUCUCGCUGAUCUUCGUAGUCGGCUAUAUCCUCCGUGAAAUUGCAGCUCACGGCCUCUACGGAGAUCUUAAUCUUUUCAUUGCGACGUCGUGUUUCCUAUUUUGUGCCCCCCCUAUAUUCCUCGCCAUAAACUCUAUCAUCUUCGGUCGUGUACUGUAUUAUGUCCCCUGGCUAUCGCCAAUGCAUCCAGGGCGCGUGAUAUCGACUUUUCUCGGGUGCGAUGUUAUCAUCGAAGCCCUGGCCUCUUCUGGAGCAUCUAUAGGGUCAAAUCUCAGUCACCCGCCAGGGACGCUAAAGGUGGGCGCCAUCCUAAUCAAGAUUUCGAUUCUCGCACAAAUCCCGAUCUUCGCCCUUUUUGGCGUUCUCGUCGCCCAUUUCCACCGCCGCUUACACAAAGCUGGUAUCCACGAACCAAGAAUCCGAAAAGUGCUGGUAACCCUCUACUUGUCGUGCGUGCUGUUGACGAUUCGGAAUGUAUUUCGUGCUAUAGACACAUUUGAAGGGUGGGGAUCUGCUAUGGGCCGCACCGAGGCAUAUUUCUGGUGCCUCGAUGCAAUACCCAUACUCAUCAAUGGUGUUUUGAUGAAUAUAUUCCCGCCUGCCAGCUGCCUUCCCCGGUCCAAUGUGAUUUAUCUAGCGCAGGAUGGGAAAACAGAGCGCAUUGGCCCAGGCUGGGUCGAUGAUAGACAUUUUCUCCUAACUGUUUUUGACCCUUUUGAUUUUGCUGGAAUGGCCAAGGGGAAAGACAAGAAGACUGCCUUUUGGGAAGAAGACGCGGUCUCGUUGCAUGAUCACUCUGAUACACACCGUCUCGCGGUUUGAAAACUUUGCAAUUCCGAGCGCGUAUAUUAUCGCUUCAUUAAACCAGCUAGAACUUCUCUCUUCUUCUUCCCUUUCUUCUUCUUCUUCUCUCUCUCUCUCUCUCUCUCUCUC